Messenger RNA from Pelodiscus sinensis (Chinese soft-shelled turtle), 2198 nucleotides. The record is from RefSeq and is a predicted model, not a curated record. Lineage: Eukaryota; Metazoa; Chordata; Testudines; Trionychidae.
AGAGCAGUGCUUACGGGCUAGCUAGCGGUCCUGUGAUGUUACUCUUCCUCGUUUGGAACCUGAGGCUGGAGGCGUCUAUGGGGGGAGGAAGGACUCUUCUCUUUGCACCUGCUGUGUCAGGGUAAGGAGUCCCACCUGAGACGGCAGAAGGGCUCUUGGUUGAACCUGUGGGCCGGGGGCUCAUGGUUGGGCAGAAGUCUGAGGCGGUGCACCCCUGUGUCACUGGGGUAACUAGAAGGCUGUAGCUGGGCGAUGGCAGAGGGCCGGUGCGCUCUGAGGAGAGCUGCCCCAUGCUGUUGAGCCUCAAAGAGGCUGGAAGACGACGGCCAGACCUGCACUCUGCUGAUGGCUGGAAGGGGGAAGACCCCUUACGAGGUUUGGUUGGAAGGCUGAACCUGACUCACCCAUCCCCUGCAGGAGGCUGCGUACCACCAGCAGGAAGAGGGAAAACCAAGGCACGGGCCUGGGAUUUUGAUGCCGGAGAGCGACAAGCCACACCUGGCCAUGUGGCACUUCUGUCUCCCGUCAUCUCCUCUUGGGCCCAUGUGACUCUGGCACCAUUGCAGCCGUUUUCAGUGUCCAAGCAUCCGUCAGUGAAAGUUUGAUGGAGAAUCGGUCGGAUGACAGCAGGAACUGUUGUUAUCACCGGCGGAAUACUAGCGACUGUGAUCCUACUGUGUAUUAUUGCUGUGCUCUGCUAUUGUAGGCUACAGUAUUAUUGCUGCAAGAAAGAUGAGUCUGCUGAGGAAGAGGAAGAGGAGGAGGAGGAGGAGGAAGAGCCGGAUCUUCCCGCCCACUCGCACCUUACGACCUGCAAUGCCUGCAACGCUCGCGUCGUGGAUGGGCAGGGCAGCCCUGCGCCCCCACCCCAUGAAAUUAACCAGCAUGGCGCUCGGAACUACUGCCCGACCUGUUCCCCCUACGGCUCGCCCUUUUACAUACGGACCGCCGACAUGGUGCGGAACGGUGGCGAGAGAGUCACCUACACGCCCACAUGCUGCCAGGAAAGAGGGCCGCCCAUCAAAAUGGCAACCCUCCAGCGUUACCCGAUGACCCGUCAUGGCACUGUCCGCGAGGCCUUUCUGAACCCGAGGGCUAUUAGUACAGACGUGUAAUCACCGUUGUCCUGGUCUCACAGGGUGCGCCAACGAGAUGGCCACUGAGGGUUGGGAGUUUCCAUUUCUUUCCGUGGGAUUUCUUGCAACAGAGAGGAACCCUUGAAUGAACGGGGACAGCUAAGUAAGAGACCCAGCAUGGUCCUGGGUUGACCUGGGUCCAGAUCAUUGUAAGCUUCUGUGGGACAUUUGAAUGAAGAGGUUGGACGUGGUGAUUUCUGAACCCGUAAUAAGUAUAGUAAUUAUUAUUCCACUGUAUCUAUUGAAGGGAUUUGUCUAAUGAGGGCUAUGUACAGUACGAACUAACUUAAUUAUUUAGACUCUUCUGACUCUCCAGACUCUCUUAAGUCCUUAAUGAGGUCUUUCGUGUCUAGACCAACCAAACUCUGCUUGUCACUUUCCAAGGCAAUACCACUGGUCUCGUGUUGAUGAAAUGAGCACAGGCAGAAGAGCGUGGAGGCAUUCUGGGAGCUGUCAGCUCCAGCAGCGACUGUGGCAUUAGAAAGGAGGAAGAGAGAGAGAGGGAGGGUGAAGAUCUAGCCAAGUUGCGAGGCAUUCUCACACUCUUGCUUGACGAAAGCGAACGGAGAAGCAAAUAAAUGAAUUGUUUGAUCGUUUUGUUCCCUUCACAUCCUAUUAGCUGCAACUGAGCACUGGUGUCUGUCUUAGAAUGUAAAACAGAAUAACCUCUCCCUGGCUACUUUAGAUAAUUCCUGGGGGGAGGGAUGGGUGGGGGGAGAGGAAAGGGACUAGUGAAAUUACUGACAUGUGCUCACAAUGCAGAUGAUGCUCCUGCUGCUGCCAGAAAAAAAAAUCCUUUUAUCUUCACAGGCUUUUUUUUAGGCGUGACUUUAAUUUAGUUUAGAGGCAUUAAAAAGCGCAAGAUUUUAUUGAAAAAUUGUUCCAUAAAGAACUAAAAGCUCUCAGUGUGCAAAGCCCUGUGCCAUCUUCCGGGGAACGGCGACGUAUUCUUUUUAGGACUAACUCUGUUUACGACAGUUGCAGUAGGGGAGGUCUAGGUUGGAUACCAGGAAAAACUAUUUCACUAGGAGGGGGUAAAGCGCUGGGAUGGGUUCCCUAGGG